This is a messenger RNA of Dicrocoelium dendriticum, 1313 nucleotides long. The record is from the annotation of a GenBank genome assembly. NCBI's taxonomy places the organism in Eukaryota, Metazoa, Platyhelminthes, Trematoda, Plagiorchiida, Dicrocoeliidae.
GGGCGAUAACAUGUUAUAAGCUAUUUCCUGACGAUUCAUAUCUCAUGUUCCAUUCCGCAAUUCGAGCCGAGGUUUUCAUGGUCGCUGACCAGUAGACAGUUAGACACAAGCACGGACUAUGUACUUAUCGUAGCCAGCAGCUUCAUGAAAACACGCACUGUGCUGUGUAUUUUUCCACAACUCCAGCUUUACAGCUUAUAGCCUAUCUCAACUUUCUGCAUUUCUAAGCUUUUAUGGAAUUAUCAUUUCCUUCAUGUUAGCAUACUGCAAUGCCCGCAGUUAACGAAAAACUUUACACCGGUCUGCUCUCUGUAUUUCACCAAUGGGAUUUUCUCAUUUUGAGAGUACAAGUUCUUCUUUUAUGGGAGAGAGCAUACCUGAGCCUGGCCUUUAAUAUUUUUGUACACAUGCUUUUUUGGGCGGUCGCAUUAACCCACCAGAGUUCACUAUUUAUUCUGUGCGUCUUUUUGUCAGUCUGCGUCUUUGUCGAUCUUUUGCGAAACAAGCUUUCCCGAUUCUGUAUUGAUUCAACCGAAUCUCCUGGAAGCUUUACCAGCUUGGUAAAAGUUGCCUUAAAAGAGGGGCAUAUCCUUUCAGUUGAAGAACUCAGCUUGCGUACAGCCAACAUUUUGUAUUGCGUUAUAUCCUUGGUCAAUGGACUCGCUCCUUGUCGCCGAAGACGGCCGCUUUUGUUUUUCCUAGUCACCAGUGGCAUGAGCAUCGCAUGCAUAUGGGUUGGUGCCUGCCUUCCCGGUCUGGCGAUAUCCUACGCCGUUUUAAACCUUUGUCUUAUCCUACCGGUUAUGCUGCACAAUCACGUGGGAUCUAGACUUUGGAGUACCAUACGGCCUAUACUGCGACGCAUUGAGGAAGAAUUCGAUAAGCACCCGUUGGAGUCGGUGAACGAGCGGAUUGCGGGUGAAGCGGAAUUCUAUCAACCCAUCAUCGCUGCAGCAGCUGCAUCGCAUCCAGAAUUGCUUUCGGAUGAAAAUGAUGAAGGAUUUCUUUCGGAUGAUUUUCUGUUCCCGCCUGCCCGUCGUCGUACAUCGAGUUCAGACGAAUUGGAGACAUCCGAAGCGGCUUUUAUUAGGCAGUUUGCUCCAGAAAUGAGCAACGAGGAAAUUGACCGCCUCUUCUCCGACCUUCUCACAGAUGGAGGCACUCCUUCUGUCACUUCUGCUUCCGUAUCCCGCUUGCCUACUGUUGCUGCUUCUAACCCGAAGCUCAGCACGAUGUUCGACGAGUAUGCGACAGACGAUGACGAGAUUGAGGAGUCUAUGAAUCACACGGAGGUGAGGCAUGUUUGCCCCUAA